AUGGAAAAUUAAAACGAAAAUCCAGUAUAGACUGAAGAGCAAGGAGAAAUUUCUGAAAAACUAUAAAACUAAGAGUCAUAAUUAAAUAAUGAAGACAAUGAAGUUAUAACGAAAGCUUAAGAGUUGGAAGCAAAAAGUGAAAAAGAGAGAGAUGAUAAUUCAUAAAAAAUUGAUUAAUAGUUCAAUAAUCAAACAAUUGAGAUUAGAAAUCAAGAAGAAAAUGAAUAAUAAUAAUAAAUAUAAAACCCAGUAUUAAUUGAAGAGGAGAACUUAAAUAUUUAAGAAUAUUUAGAGAAAUAAUUAGAAAGAUAUAGAAAAAUAGAAGCUUAAUGUGUAUAAUAAAAAGAUAAGAGAGUUAUUAAACGUAUCAUGUCUACUCUUGAAAGUUAACUAGAAAAAUUGAAAUUUAAUAUUAUAGAUCCAAUAACGAAUGAUGUCAGCAACUUUGGUGGAAUUAGUUUAAUAAAAGAACUUGAAUAGACAGAAGAGUCUUUCUUUUCAUAAUCUAAGAUAUAAUCUCAUCUAAAGGAAGUUUAUAAAUUCUAUUCAAAAAUAUUCUAUGUAAGAGGUCCAUCAGAUGAUUUCACAAGAAUAAAUCAUGAAUCCUAAACAUUAACAGAAGGUAAGUUUAUGAUCUUUUGUCGUCAAUUUGGAUUGAUAGAUGAGAAAAUCCAUCACAUUAAAACAUAAUCAAGACAUACCGAAACAAAUAGAAUAUUAAAUGAUACAUUUGCAACUAAGCCUAAUAAAAUUAUUCCUACUUCAACUAGGAAUCAUCGUUAAGAAAAUAUGCGAAUCUUAUCUUUUAAAGAACUUGUAUAUUAAUUUACUUUAUAUAUUAGAAUCUACUAUUUAGGAGAGUUAAUCAAAAUUAAAAUGAAAUUACCUUUAUAAAUUUUGUCCUUUUAUUGAAAGAACUCUCUAAACUUAUGUAUUAAGAAGAUUUAACAAAAGCAGAGAUUAAAUUAUUUUAAUACAUGGAAGUAGAUUCAAAUAAAUUUAAAACAAAAAUGAAAUCUUUGAAUAUCCCAUUUGAAUCAAAAGAUGCAUAAGGAUUUAGAAAACCUGAAGGAUUAUAAUUAUAAAAGUUUGUUAAUUAUUCAACUGAUGAACUUAAAUCUAGAAGAAUAUUAGUAGAAGAAUGGAAAAAUGUAAAAAAAUAAGAAUUAAGAGAUAAAAUAAUAUAAUAAGUGGAUAAUUCAAGAUCUAAAUCAAUAUUUUUUGAACCAUCUUAUAUUAAAACAAAUAAUUAUAGGGAAAGAAAGUUAAAAAAGAUUGGUUUAGAUGCAAAUUCUAAUCAGGUUGUAAAUUGGGAAAAAUUGGAUAAAUUGGAUCCUAAACUCUUAUUACAUGAAGAAUUCAAACCUGAAGAUUUAAUAGAGGAAGAUGAAGAUGAAGAUGAUAAAUAUUAUUUAAAAAGUUAUGAUUUAUCAAGAUAAAAUAAUGGGAGUGUUAAGAAGUAUAUAUAUUUAUGAUUAUAUUUUAUAGGAUUUCUUCAUUAGAUCAAAGAUCAUCAAAAUAUCAAUUAAAAACUGAAUCUACGAAAAGGUAAAUCUAAAACAUUUCAAAAAUAGACCAAAAAUUUGA
Molecule: messenger RNA, 1587 nt
Organism: Paramecium pentaurelia
Lineage: Eukaryota; Ciliophora; Oligohymenophorea; Peniculida; Parameciidae
Source: the annotation of a GenBank genome assembly